UCCUGCACAAUAAUUUCAGUUACUGCCAGCUGAUGUGGCGUGUACAGAAGAUCUGAGACUGGAUUGAUCACUCACUGAUUAUACAAUAUCUCACAAGUGACACUUGCGCUCUCAACGCCGAGAGUCACUCUUCUCUCUCUCUUUGUAAUAUCUGCGUCGUGUAUCGUAAGUCAGUAUACCCACGGCAGGCAAACACGAACGAUCGCGAUUCGUUGCACCUCAAGAGCGUCUCUCUUGAGCUUGAUGCUUCUCCGGGGAAUAGUUGGAAUUUUACAGUGGAUAGAUCGACUUUGAUUUUGAGAUUACGAUUAAGUCAUUUGUUAUAAAAAACUGAAGUCAAUUUAUUUGGACAAUUAAAAUUUCCUCGAUUACCGAAGAUUUUCAAUCAUCGAGAUCAUGUGGACGAUACUCUGGCAAUAAGCGCGAAACUAUAUUACAAUCAAAAGUGCUCAAGAAGUGUAGUGUGUAAAAACCAAUCAGACUCAUUCCGCCAGUCGACGUUGAAGUGACACCGAGCUGUUAUCUCCUAGGCUGGUGACUUCCACAUGAGAUUUCCUUGCCGGAUUUAGUAAGAUACUGUAAUGUUUCGUUAUCAUCUUCGUGUUUGAGACGGCACUGGUCGAUAAUCAGCCAGAGUGUGUAGACGAGCAGAGAAUACUGACGAAAUAUUGAGUGGGCCCAUCACGAAAGCCCACAAUCAUGACAGAAACAUCACGAGAUCUUGAAGUGGCUGAUUCAGAAAAUACCGACAACGGCAGAACAACGUUAAAUUUGGCAUGUUCGACGACUAAUAAGGGUAAACCUCUUCCGGAUCGUGGAACAUGGAGUACCAAGCUGGAUUUUAUUCUUAGUGUGGUUGGUUUGGCAAUCGGUCUUGGCAAUGUCUGGCGAUUUCCAUACCUAUGUUACAAGAAUGGCGGAGGUGCUUUCUUAAUUCCCUAUUUCUUGACGCUGUUUCUGGCUGGUAUACCCAUGUUCUUUAUGGAGCUUGCUCUUGGACAAAUGCUUACGGUGGGCGGCCUUGGAGUCUUUAAGAUAGCACCGCUGUUCAAAGGCAUCGGUUACGCCGCCGCCGUCAUGUCCUGCUGGAUGAAUGUUUAUUACAUCGUUAUUUUGGCCUGGGCAAUUUUUUAUUUUUUUAUGUCAAUGCGCAGUGAAUUGCCUUGGGGAAGCUGCAACAAUGACUGGAACACCAAAAAUUGCGUGAAUCCUUAUGAUAGAAGCUCGUUGUUUUGCUGGAGCCAGAUCUCGGCAAGAAACGGUAGUGUUGUCAAGAUGUGCACGGUUAAUCAUGUUAAUAUGACAGUAACGGAGCUUACGGAUCCUGUAAAGGAGUUUUGGGAACGUCGAGCAUUGCAGAUUAGUGAUGGUAUUGAAUCUGUGGGUAAUAUUCGAUGGGAAUUGGCGGGUACGUUAUUAUUAGUGUGGAUAAUCUGUUAUUUUUGCAUCUGGAAGGGUGUCAAGUGGACUGGCAAAGUUGUCUACUUCACGGCUCUCUUUCCAUAUAUUUUGCUCACUGUUCUUUUAAUACGUGGUAUUACUCUGCCUGGCGCAAUGGAAGGCAUUCGAUUUUACAUUAGUCCAAACUUGUCUAAGCUUCAGGAAUCCGAGGUAUGGAUUGAUGCAGUGACACAAAUUUUCUUCUCGUACGGUCUCGGACUCGGCACUCUGGUGGCUCUCGGCAGUUACAAUAAAUUCACCAACAAUGUCUACAAGGACGCUCUGAUUGUUUGCUCAGUGAAUUCAUCCACCAGCAUGUUUGCGGGCUUUGUGAUAUUCUCGGUGGUUGGUUUUAUGGCGCACGAACAACAAAAACCAGUGGCCGAAGUGGCUGCUUCUGGGCCAGGAUUGGCCUUUUUAGCUUAUCCAUCGGCUGUUCUUCAACUACCAGGCGCACCGCUUUGGUCAUGUCUAUUCUUCUUCAUGCUGCUACUUAUCGGACUUGACUCCCAGUUCUGCACGAUGGAAGGCUUUGUCACGGCUAUGGUGGAUGAAUGGCCUCAAUUAUUACGUCGUCGCAAGGAACUGUUCAUCGCUAUUGUGUGUGCUUUAUCCUAUCUUAUCGGAUUAUCGUGUAUUUCCCAAGGUGGCAUGUACGUUUUCCAAAUCCUCGAUUCGUACGCUGUUUCCGGUUUCUGCUUACUCUUCCUUAUCUUCUUUGAGUGCAUAUCAAUCAGUUGGGCAUUUGGUGUAAACCGAUUCUAUGAUGCACUGCGCGACAUGAUCGGAUAUUAUCCUCUUAUGUGGUGGAAAUUUUGCUGGACAAUUACUACGCCAAUGAUUUGCGUUGGCGUUUUUGUCUUCAAUCUGGUUCAGUGGACACCUAUAAAGUACCUGGAUUAUGAAUAUCCAUGGUGGUCACAUGCAUUAGGCUGGUUUACAGCGUUAUCUUCCAUGCUUUGCAUACCUGGAUACAUGGUCUACGCUUGGAUGACUACACCAGGCGAUAAUAGGACGAAAUACAAAUUGUUAAUUCACAUAGAAGAUGACGUCGCCACUCUACGAACAAAAAUGGGUCAACCAGCAGUCGAGUUAACGCCCUUAUAAUUUUCAUUUCAAUAGGCAGUGUAUGUACACAUACAAGCUCGCCUAGUCCAAUGAUACAGUUUCUAUCGUUUUCUAUCACCUGUAAAAUUAAUGAAUUAUAAGGAAUUAAUAGAAAUUUCUUCUGUAAACUGAUAGAUUUCUAAUCUUUAAAAUCUAGGGAGUAAAUUUAAAAAAUAUUUAAAUGACAAUGCUAAAUAUUAUUUCACAUAUAAAAGUAAUGUAAAGUUUUGAAAAUAGAAAUAGGAUGUGAGAAAUAUAAUUUGAAUUCAUGAACUGAUCUUUAACUUCAAAGAAUGGUUUCAAAAUGUAAUUUCAUAAAAUGAGUUUCUGCCAGUUUCUCUUAACAUGUCGCUUUCAUAGGUUAUCAUAAUAACGGUUAUUGUAUAAGAAUGCGCGCCAUAAUAAGUCGUUGAGGAUAGGCGUCCUUCAAUCAAAAUAUGAUUCGACGCAAAGUGGAGAGCCAGCAAUUCAAUGAACCUCAGAAACAAAUACAUUCUACACUGCCUCGGUUCUUAUUUUCAUCCUUACUCAACAAAGAACUUCGCUGGCUUUGUACAUAAACUAUUUAUUUACAUUCAUAAUGAUCGCAUAAUUUCAAUAGAGUACGUCAUGCGGAAGUUCGCUCGUGACAUUGUAGUUAAAUAAUCAUCUUAAGAUCAAACACAGAAUGUACGAAUCCAGUUGCAUCAUUGUUGCAAUAAAACUAUUAAAAAUUUAUUUUAUUGAAGUAUUCAACGGAUUAUCUUUAUAUUCUCACAAAUAGGUUGUGAAACAUAGUUUACCAAGUAUAUACGGAUCAUAUUCAUUUUUUAAAACAGCAAACAUUUAUAAUCCCCUCUAGCUUUAAGGCUUAUAAAAAAUCAAGGAGUAAAUUGAUUAUUUAGACUAUUAAUUAUUUAGAUUUUAGACUACUUUACUUUUUCAACCUUUCAUUUGUUUAUUGUUAUAUAAAAACAUAAUUUUAUAAAUCUAUUCUUUAAAAAACAUAAAGUAAAUGAAGGUGUAAAAAAACGCUUAUUUUCUACUUCUAUUGGUGUUUUUAACGUCGCGCUUGCAUCGAAUCAUGUUUACAUAUGCGUUUAAUAAUUGUAACUUAUUUUAAAAUUUAAUUUUAAUUCCUAUUAUAACUAAAAAAUUGUUUGCGACUCACCAGUGAGUUCAAUUCAUACUUUGAGAAUCCCUCUAUAAUAUUUUUUUAAUGCCGAAUGGAGAUUGCAUUGAUGGCUUUGACCUUAUAACGUAUGUUAUCAAAAUCACCCUUCUAAAUAACUAUAAAAAAUUUUAAACGUUGCUCUUCGUUCAUUAUAUAGAUAUUAAAGAUAUUAAUAAAAAAAUAUUGCAAAA
Messenger RNA from Monomorium pharaonis (pharaoh ant), 3891 nucleotides. Its product is annotated as sodium- and chloride-dependent GABA transporter 1. Lineage: Eukaryota; Metazoa; Arthropoda; Insecta; Hymenoptera; Formicidae. Gene Ontology annotation, cellular component: membrane. The record is from RefSeq and is a predicted model, not a curated record. The coding region runs from base 700 to 2547 and encodes 615 amino acids. Gene Ontology annotation, biological process: sodium ion transmembrane transport. The transcript has 9 exons.